Messenger RNA from Amphimedon queenslandica, 3270 nucleotides. Its product is annotated as protein timeless homolog. Lineage: Eukaryota; Metazoa; Porifera; Demospongiae; Haplosclerida; Niphatidae. The coding region runs from base 348 to 3161 and encodes 937 amino acids. The transcript has 29 exons. Gene Ontology annotation, molecular function: DNA binding. Gene Ontology annotation, biological process: DNA repair; DNA replication checkpoint signaling; replication fork arrest. The record is from RefSeq and is a predicted model, not a curated record. Gene Ontology annotation, cellular component: replication fork protection complex.
GUGAAGAUCAUGAUGAUGAUGAUGAUAUUAUUAUUGAUAGAAUACUCUUGCUUUUCAGAAAUAUAUUACAUAUACCAUCUGACCCUGCUGAAGAAAAAAGGACAGAUGAUGAUGUCGAUGCCCAUGGUCAAAUAAUUUGGAAUCUUCACAUUAAUGGAAUUUUUGAGUUAUUGUUGUUCGUUGGUAGUAAUCCUAAUAAGACUCAGUGGUGCAUACAUGUAUUGGAAAUAGUCUUCCUUUUACUGAGAGAACAAACACCGUCUAACUUGGCAACAGCUGACGUACUUGUACAGGUAGCUCAAUCUUUUGCAGAGAGGCAGAAUGAUGAAAAUAAAAUUUACGAACUGAUGGAACUUGAAAGAAUAAAGCAACAAAGAUCACAACUGACAUUCGGUAGAAGCUCUCUUGGUAGAAGACAUUCAAAUUUUGGAGGUGUCUAUAUUACUACUUCUAGUGGAAAAAAGUCGAUCUGCUACAGACCAUUGCUAGGAUUUAGUGAUAAUUCAUUUGAUAUUGAGAACAGGCCAAGACAUACACGUAUACCAAAGAACAGGAAAUUUUUGGUUACCGAUUGCCAAUCUAGACCCUCUACUUACAGCAUUAGAGUUGUACUGCAGAAUAUCUGUGCUCAAGUGCUUGAUUAUUGCUUUAAUGUCCUCAUGAGAGUUGUCAAAGAUACUAUUAAGAGGCAGCACUCAAUGGAGAGUGUUGAGACUUUUUAUUUAUGGGCAAUGAGAUUCUUUAUGGAGUUCAGUCGUUUGCAAAAUUUUCGUGUGGAUAUUGUGAGUGAAUCACUUCAAUUACCAACUGUUCAUCAAGUGUUACAAUUAAUUGCAAGAUAUUAUGAGCAUACCUGUACAUGUAUGAAGAAAAGAGAAAGACUUGCUGCAAUUCAAUGGGGACAGAGGUUGCAUUAUGCAGUUUCAGCUUACAAGGAAUUGCUGUUACAUGUUCAGGAAAUGAUACAAUCCAAAGAUGAUACUGUUGUUCAGAGCUCAAAAGUCAUUUUGAGGGACUUGCUGUAUCACCCAGAGUACCGUGAUGUUUUUCUGAUGGUACUUCAAAUUUACAAUCAAGCUAUCAUGCCACGUAGUUUCCUGCAAGAUGUGAUAGAAAUGACUCAUGUCUAUUUGCGUCUGGUCAAGCUUUGUUUUAAGCAAAAUGGGCAACUUUUUAUUCAAAAGAAAAUGGAACAAACUACAGCAAAAAAAAAAACUAACUCUCAACAACCACCAACUGAAGACCAGUUGAUGGAGAUGUGGGAAAGUUUGGAAAGUGAAAUCCAACAUGUCAUAACCAAUACUGCUGGUGCUAGUGAGCUACCUUCUCCUUUUGAUGGAGCCAGUGAUACCCCAAUUGAAGAGCAGAAGAUUGAAGUAAUGAAAAAUAUUCAUAAAAAUCUUAAGACUCAGAACAUUAGGGAAGCUGUACUUAUGAUGAAAGCUGCUUGUGAAGUAUGGCCUGAUGAUAUUUUUGGUUCAAACAUGGUUUCGCCAUCAAAAGAAAUCUCUGUGCUUAAAGAAAUAUUUUUCAAUCCUUUAUCAGUUAUUGUCUCAUUUUUUCACUUAGUAACCACUGGCCAUGAAUAUGAAGAGGAAGAGGAACGAUCUGUCCAAGAGAAUGUUACAAGUAUUGGACUUGAAAUGGAUUUGAAUAGAUUUACAGCAGCGUUUGCUAAUGAUAAGAUUGUUCAGGUCUAUAGUUUGGCUCUUGCUAACUACAAAAGCAACACUGACGGUUUGAAUCAUGCUAUAAUCAAGAUGUUGCAUACAAUAUCAAUUAAACAUGAAAUGAUGCCUAUGCUCUUCCAAAUGUCUCUCUUUAGAAUCUUCUCUGAUAUUUUGGAUGAACCUCCCCUCCCAAGAUACCGAGAGUUACAGGAAUUUAGCUCGCGUGUAGUUGCAGAUUUUUUUAUUCUUUCUCAACAGAAUGCUAUGAUGUUUGCAGAGCUAUUGAUUUGGAAAACUUGUGAGGAUUGUUAUGAGCUUCAAGAAGGUUAUGGUGCCAUUCAGCGCAAAAGGCAUCUCAAAGAAAGCAGAAAUGUUUGGACUAGAGAACAAGAGAAUGAGUUAUCUUCCUUAUAUGAACAAUUCAAGAAUGAAACUGACAUAGUGGGCUGUAUUUUGGAUGCCUUGCCUAGUGAGCAGUGCAGGACAAGAGGAAUUAUCGUGUCAAAACUAGUUUCAAAGGGGUUAGUUAGCAGCAGCAAAGAAUUGCAUGAGAACAAAACUAACAAAGAACCAUGGUCAGAAGAAGAAGUCUCCACACUUAAAUCACUUUGGCAACCAUCUGACAAUAUUACUCUAUCUAUAGAACAGCUGUCGUGCUCAUUUCCAGGACGAGAUAUAAGAGACAUUAAGAAACAAUUACAGAACCUUGGGUUGGUGCAACCUUCAUCCAGAAAAAGAAAGUGCCAAGAAAAUGAGGUUAUUUCACUAGAGACAGAACCAAGAGAAGAUAUCAAGAAGAAGAAAGGAAAAAAAGGAAAUGUUGAUACAUUAGUUCAAGCAAUUCAUGCUAAUGGUUAUUCUAAUCAACUGGCUUGGCUUAGUACCUACAUCAAUGAUGAAGCAAAAGACAGAGAAUUGGACUCUGAAUGGGAAGAACUGUGUAUAGUACCUGUAGAACAAUCAAUUGCUGAGGCAUUGGAAACCACAGUAUUUAAUAAAUUAAUGAUAUCAAUUGAUCUAAUGCCACCCAGUGAGCAGGAAAUCUACUGGAGGAUUCCAUCGUCAAUGAGUCCGCAAAAUCUACAAACAAUUGCUGAAUCUUUAAAUGCACCUCAAAGGGACACUGAUAAUCUACUUACUUCUUCACCAGAAGAUGAAGAAGCACAAGACAUACAAAACAUGAGUACAAAUUCAAACACUACUACUUAUGGAGCUGUAUCUUGGUCAGACGAUGAGGAUGACAAUUCACACCUUGCAUUAGCUAAUGAUAGAGAUCCUUCACGGAGUCCCUCAGAAGCACGAAAACGAUUACCAAAGGAAAGAGAAGUGAAACAACCACCACCGAAGAGAAUUAGAGUCAGAACUCAAUUUGAUUCAAACGACGAUGACGAUGAUGAUGAUGAAGUGAACAUUUGUAGAUCUAUUUCUAGAGAAAGAGAUGAGCCUCAUUGUCAUAAGAGGAAUGCUAGAACAGAUCACAUACAGCCAUAGAUGGUGGUACGUGUCAUCUGUUUUUCUCUGAAUUAACUUUGUUAAAUAUAUACAAUUCCGCAGUAUAAUAACCUCUUAAAUUAUAAUUGCUAGCAUUUGUGAUACUGUA